CAAAUGGAAUCCACCAGAAGUAAGAUAAUCACCAUCUGACAGAAGAUUUCGUUACUGAGCAUCCUGGUGCCUUACUAUGGAUACAUCCACGAAUGAGCAGAGCUGCUUCUCCAGCUAGAUAAGAAAACUAGAGAGAUCUGGCUUCAGAACCUGAAACCAUUUCUUGGAGUAAUCAUGGACUUUAAGAAGUGAACUCUGGUUAAGGAGAUAAAUGGGAUUUUAACGAAGGAGAAUGUGGAGAACCUGCUUACUUCGAAUCAUCAUCUGUAUUUCAGUCUGAGGAUAAACCUGAAAUCCGAACAAUCAUAUCAAGCCAUGGUCUAUCUGAUUGAUCAUAUGGAGAUGCACCUCAAGGAUCAGUUCGACUUCGUCGACGUAGAGCUGGGCAAGAAAUCCUCUAGCGCUUGUAGCCUAUUUUUACAAAAAUAUUUGGAGAAAGGAUUCGACUGAGAUGCAGUAUGCUUUGAUUUUGUAUCAUUCGAUGACUUGGUCAAAGACUACUGUGAAGAGAAUUCAGUCCAAUCAGAAGAUGCAUCUGUUGGGCUAGAUCUGAUGCACUCAUAUGAUUCUCUGAAGAAUCUGAGCAUCACAGGGGAUUCUUUAGAGGAGGAAAAGGAAGAGCUAUCUCUGGCAGAAAAUAUUCAGAAGGUAUUGGAAAGCAAUUACAAGUUUAUAUCCAUCAGUGCACAAGCACUGAUAUAUGCAUAUCAGCGCAAAGCAGAUUUUCAGUUUGAGCAUAGUCUUUGUAAAGAGAUUCUGAUCAACCUUGAGUUUUCAGACUUCUCUCUCAGAAAUACAGAGUAUCUAGAGAUGGCAAAAGGCCUUGAAGUUGUCUUAAGGCACAUGCCGAGAAUCGAGACUAUUGAUUUCCAUGGAAGCUUGAUGCUCGAAAAUCUUAUUUCCAGAUGUUUUUCAGAUAAGUAUGGAGCUUUUGACAAGAUCCAAAAUGUGAGAAAAUAUCGAUUUUACAACAGCUGUAGUGAUGAAGCUACAAGGCUUGAAUUGAGUGUGAAGAAUGCUGAGAUCAUUUAUAUCCACCCUGACACUAACCAGCUGCAUUUGUAUACAGUGCACAAACUCAAAAUCAAACUUUUUUCUGAAGAUUUCAAGUUAUUAGAAGAAUCUAAGAUCUUUAAAAAUUCUGAAGAGAAUAAAGAAGAGAGUAGUAGUGAAAAAGAAGCCCAGGUGUAUCUCCAGACCAGUGCAGAUUUCAAUUUAAUCAAGCUUAUAAACAUCAAGCUUUGAAAUGAUAAGGAGAAGAAAGAUCUGUACAUUGAAAAGAUUCUGAAGUCAGACAGAAAAUUGUUUGAUUUUAAAAAUCUCCCACCCAUGAUAUUUAAAUUCUCGAUGAAAUAUCCGAUCCUUAAGUGUCAGAAAUAAAAGAAAAAUGUCUGGAGUUAGAGGACGUCCUUGCUUUCUGUGGAGGAUCCUUCCGUAUGUAGAAGAUCCACAGCCUUUGUUUUACAUUAAAAGCGACCUGACUGGGAAGAGGCCUCACUACACUUUCAACGUGUUCAUUGAACCAACAAUGAGUUCUAGAGCAAAUCCAGAUUCAAAGGCAAGAGUUGAUUAUUCUCAUUGCCUUGAUGGAAUCAAGGCCAUGCCUGAUAACUCUCUGCUGUCUAUCAUAGUGCAUACCUACUUUUUUAGGAAUAAAGUAAAGAGUCCAACCUCUCGAUUAUCGAGAGGAGAUGGUAGUCCAGAACACGAGUAUAUAAAAGAGUACGUAAAAGACAAUGGAGCAGACCAACUUUGUGAUCUUCUAGAAGCUCUUAAAGAUACUCAUUUGCAAGAACUCAGAUCUGAAGGAAUCAUCCAUGGUGAUGUUGUUGUCCAGAAGAUCUGUGAGCUCUGAGAAGCCAACCUCAGUAUUAUAGAUAUUGACCUAAAUCUGGUUAAUGUUAAGCAUGUUCAUCAGAUUUUGCACUCACUAUGAAAAAAUUAUACAGUUAAGACAGUUAAGCUGAUGACUGUAGAACAAAUCAAAAUUGGCAAAUCUAGUAAGACUGCUCAUGCUUCUGAAGAAGCAAAAGAGAGCAAUAGCUUACAUUCAGAGAUCCUCCAAUUCUGUGAAGAGUUCAGAAAUGAGAGGAUCGGGACUAAAAUAAUACUAAACACAGACCAUCAAAGAUUCACAACAGCAGACGUAAAGGGUUAUAGUUUAAUUUACAAAUAAAGAAGCUUAU
Moneuplotes crassus is the source of this 2186-nucleotide messenger RNA. NCBI's taxonomy places the organism in Eukaryota, Ciliophora, Spirotrichea, Euplotida, Euplotidae. The record is from the annotation of a GenBank genome assembly.